GCAGUAAAAGUUUGAUAAACAGGAUGUGAUGUUUCUGAGUACUUAGUCUGAGUGAAUUUUUUAUCUACUUAUAUUUAAUAUCAUGCGUCUUUUGUGGGUUUUACUUCUACUUCAUCUCUGUCUGCAUUCAAUAACAGCUUGCGGGGACGAGUGGAUAUGGAUAAAUUCACUUAAAAAAUGCUACUUUAUUAGUGUAAUGUCCACCGACUGGGACGAUGCAAAAAGUAAUUGUCAGAGAAAGAAUUCAAGGCUUGUUAGUUUAGACGAAAAUAUUACAAAAUUUAUGAAGAUUUUAAUAGGAAAUAAUAAAAGUUCGAAUUAUUGGAUAGGAAAUGUCAAUAAUACAGUUCCUGUAAAGCUGUCAAACGGGAAAACAUGUUACGCAAUUAAUAGUAGAGGAGUGGAAAUCCGUGCAUGCGACGAAGAAAACGGAUAUAUUUGUCAGCGGGACGGAUCUAAAAUGAUAUAUAAGUUCUACGAUGCGUGUAUCCAAAAGGAGAACCUUACCUGUUAUUGGAUCACACGCACAAUGAAGCAGUUCAUAGAAGCCAAUAACCAUUGCUCCGACGAAGAUGGACAUCUGGUUCACGUCUAUGACAGAAAAGAAGAAUACUUUAUUUAUUCUUUGAUUUCUCUUAAUUAUGAAAAUAACGGAGGAAAGUAUUGGCUUGAUUGGAAUAAAGAAGGAAAAUGGAUAAAUAAUACUUUUAAGUUAAGUAAGGACUCUUUCACAUUAUCGGAAGAAACUUGUUCCGCUAUAUUAUUUAAUAAGUCAAAUUUUCUGAAAAUUUCGGUUAAAUCUAACAGUUUUGCCUACGCCAUUUGUCAAAAAACUAUUAAAACUUAUUUAAUUCAAUCAUCGGAUUGUAUUUCGUGUCCGGUUUCAUGGUUUUCUUAUGGAUCUACGGACAAAUGCUAUUGGAUAUCCAAUAAUCAGACUCGAAAUUGGCUCGAAGCUCGAAGCUAUUGUCAAAAUUUUGGAGGAGAUUUAAUUACUUAUACAAGUAAAGAAGAAGAAAAUUUUAUAUUAAGUAUUAUGUCUGAAACGUUGCAAGAUUAUUGGAUAGGUCUCAACUAUUCAUUUUCACGUUAUAAAUGGACUGAAAAAUUGGGCGAUGCUACGAUUUGGAUGAGAAGAAACUUCAAAGAAUUAAAUGGAACGGAAGGAUCAAAUAAAAGUUUAUGCGUUUUUUAUAGUCAGAAAGCUAAAGAAUGGUUGCAUGAAGACUGCGAAUUGUCAAAGGGAUUUAUAUGUAAAGGUGGAAAAAAAAUAUGCGACAAGGAGUGGAAACUGUUCAACGGAAAUUGUUACAAAAUAGAGUCAUCGCUAGCUUUUACUUGGCAUCGCGCACUGAUGUAUUGCAAAGACAACAAUGGAAGUCUUUCGUCCAUCCAUUCCACUGAAGAAUUGCAAUUUCUUUCCAGAAUGAUAAGAGAAACUAAUUCCAAUGAAUUAUUUUGGAUUGGACUUUAUCAAAAUGGAAGAUACUUACAAUGGUCGGAUUCUUCACCCAUACAAUUUCUUUUAGAUGGUCUUCCAGAAGGUGAAGAUGAGAGAUGUGCCAGUUUAAAUUUUACUGGCAAAUGGUUCAGUCAUGACUGCAAUAUAAAAAAACGAUUUAUUUGUAAAAAAUCUGUCAAUUUUGAUGCCAUGUUGUCUACUACGACGGAGACGUUAUUACAAGAGGAAGAAUGUCCAGAAGUUUGGUUACAUUUUGGAAAUAAAUGCUACCUGUACGUAAAAGGCAAGAACAAAAGUCUUAGUUGGAUGGAAGCUAAUCGACAAUGUUCUUCGUUAGAAAGUCAUUUAACAACUAUACAAAAUUCAAACGAACAAGAAUUCUUAACAUUUCUGUUAGUCUACUUUGAAAAGAAUGCUUGGAUAGGAUUCAAUUCUCUAAAGAAUGAUCAAACAUUCACAUGGACAGAUAACUCGAGUAUCGACUAUACAAACUGGAAUAAAGACAAACUUAGUGAUCUAGAAACCAAACGCUGCGUAGAAAUCCUCGCUCCGAAUUCAAAAGAUGAAUUUAUUGCUGGAAAAUGGAACCCCGCUUCUUGCAAUUCGCAUCGAAGUUACUUUUGCGAGAAAAAAAUAAGUUCGAUUCAGAUGACAUCAUUAACGACGUUGCAAAGUUUAGAAACAUGUAACAAGCCUCGCGAUUGGAUUAAAUUUAAAAAUAGAUGCUACAAGAUGAUAAAUUCGAGUAAUUCGUGGCUCAAAGCGGAUUUUCAGUGCAGAAAAUAUAAUGCUCACUUAGUCACGAUUUCAAAUAGUUCUUUUAACGUUUUCAUUCAGUUUACAAAAAAAAUCUUUAAAAUAAGUUAUAAAUGGACUGAAAAAUUGGGCGAUGCUACGAUUUGGAUGAGAAGAAACUUCAAAGAAUUAAAUGGAACGGAAGGAUCAAAUAAAAGUUUAUGCGUUUUUUAUAGUCAGAAAGCUAAAGAAUGGUUGCAUGAAGACUGCGAAUUGUCAAAGGGAUUUAUAUGUAAAGGUGGAAAAAAAAUAUGCGACAAGGAGUGGAAACUGUUCAACGGAAAUUGUUACAAAAUAGAGUCAUCGCUAGCUUUUACUUGGCAUCGCGCACUGAUGUAUUGCAAAGACAACAAUGGAAGUCUUUCGUCCAUCCAUUCCACUGAAGAAUUGCAAUUUCUUUCCAGAAUGAUAAGAGAAACUAAUUCCAAUGAAUUAUUUUGGAUUGGACUUUAUCAAAAUGGAAGAUACUUACAAUGGUCGGAUUCUUCACCCAUACAAUUUCUUUUAGAUGGUCUUCCAGAAGGUGAAGAUGAGAGAUGUGCCAGUUUAAAUUUUACUGGCAAAUGGUUCAGUCAUGACUGCAAUAUAAAAAAACGAUUUAUUUGUAAAAAAUCUGUCAAUUUUGAUGCCAUGUUGUCUACUACGACGGAGACGUUAUUACAAGAGGAAGAAUGUCCAGAAAAACGAUUUCGAUAUAAAUGGAUAUCGGGAUGGCCGGUUUUAUUUACUAAUUGGGGUAAAGAUCAACCCGGAAAAGAAGGAUUAUGCUCGAUAAUGCUCCCAUCUGGUCAAUGGAUGACUAAAUCUUGUCUGGAAAAUUUCCCUUUUGUAUGCGAAACAACGCCAGAUUUAUUACCGAGUGAUCCUUCCGAUAGACUCGGAUUAUGCUCUUCCAAAUCUGAUGGAUGGAUGGAUCUUGGGAAAAAAUGUUAUUAUUUCGAAGGAAAAGCUUUAGUAUCUUUAUCGGAAGCUAAGCUAGAAUGUUUGCGCAAAGAUAGCGAGUUGAUAAGUUUACAUUCUGUAGAAGAUAUUAAUAUCGUAUCAAAAUACAUUAAAUAUACUUCUACUUCGUAUUGGAUAGGAUUAGUUCGUAAACAAGAUGGAAGCUUUUCCUGGACAGAUUACAGUCCUGUAAAUUUUGUCUAUUGGGAUGAUAAUCAACCUGCUGAUAAUUAUAGAGAUAAUUGUGUGGAAAUGCAUAGAAAACGCAAAACGUGGAGUAUGGUAGAUUGCAAAUUGAAAAGAGGAUAUAUAUGCACAAAGAAAAAAAAUGAAACAAUCAGAGAAACGAAACAAAUGAGAUUGUACACGAAAAACAAGAAAAUCAACAACAAAAGUUUUCACCCCGGUAUUAUAGUGGUGAUUACUGUGGUUUGUAUAUCUGUGAUGAUCUGCAUGAUUUAUCUGAUCAUUAUUUGUAUUAAAAAAACCCGAAAAAAAGAGACUCCGAUAAUAACAGAUAGUAAUGAAGAAACUAUGACCUAUUCCAAUGUUGCAUUCGUAGAUGAAUAUUCCGAAGAUUCUUCCGACGUCAAUAGGAAUCAAUUUGGAAUAAUAUAAGCCUACGUUUAUUGUGAUAGUCGCUAUAAAUUCUAUUGUAAUUUUUAUAAGUAAAUAAUGAAAAUAAAUAUAUUUAAUAAUAUAAACUGA
Centruroides sculpturatus (bark scorpion) is the source of this 3907-nucleotide messenger RNA. Its product is annotated as macrophage mannose receptor 1-like. NCBI's taxonomy places the organism in Eukaryota, Metazoa, Arthropoda, Arachnida, Scorpiones, Buthidae. Bases 83 to 3817 code for a protein of 1244 amino acids. Gene Ontology annotation, molecular function: signaling receptor activity. The transcript is spliced from 27 exons. The record is from RefSeq and is a predicted model, not a curated record.